This is a messenger RNA of Solea senegalensis (Senegalese sole), 3557 nucleotides long. RefSeq names its product solute carrier family 66 member 2. The record is from RefSeq and is a predicted model, not a curated record. Bases 142 to 876 code for a protein of 244 amino acids. NCBI's taxonomy places the organism in Eukaryota, Metazoa, Chordata, Actinopteri, Pleuronectiformes, Soleidae. Gene Ontology annotation, cellular component: endosome; trans-Golgi network. The transcript has 5 exons. Gene Ontology annotation, biological process: retrograde transport, endosome to Golgi; phospholipid translocation.
AGUGUGAGCUUGUCCGUGUCAGGGCUCCCAGUGUGUUUUUGACUCGCGUGGGCUGUGCGUGGGUCCCUGUUGAAGUGAAAGGACGUGAAUGAAAGCGACUGGGUCUGAGCUGUAGACGCCGUCUGAGCUUCCCUCAGCGCGAUGGAUGCAGAGGUGGUCCUACAGGAGGAGGACAUGGAGGGCUCGUGGACGCUGUUGUCCUGGCUGGCGUCCUGCGUCAUGGUGUUUGGAGGAGUUCUGCCCUACGUGCCACAGUACCAGGAGAUCACCAGGAGCAGCAACAGCGAGGGCUUCUCCACCAGAGUGUGUCUGGUGCUGCUCAUAGCCAACAUUCUGCGCAUCUUCUUCUGGAUAGGGAAGCAGUUUGAGCUGACGCUGCUGCUGCAGAGUGUGGUGAUGAUCCUCACCAUGUUUGCCAUGCUUCACCUGUGCUGCGCCGUCCAGAACACCAACCGAGUGAGCACCAAGCAGCACAGACUCACAGAUCUGAAUAUUCACUACUUCUGGAAGUGGACUGCGUUUGAGGACUACCUGCUCUUCUGUUUCGGCUUCACUGUGCUGUGUGCCGUGGUCACGCUGCUGCUGCUCGACUCGCCCGUGUUUGUGGAGACGCUGGGCUCUCUCGCGGUGAUGUUCGAGGCCAUGCUGGGCCUCCCGCAGCUACUGCAAAACUUCCACAACCGCUCCACCAAAGGCAUGAGUGUGAAGAUGGUGCUGCUGUGGACGGCGGGCGACAUCUUCAAAACCACCUACUUUGUGAUGAACGACAGCCCCGCCCAGUUCUGGGUUUGCGGCUCGGUGCAGAUCCUGAUCGACGUCGCCAUCCUGCUCCAGGUGCUUUUCUACAACCGGGACACGCGGGUUAAAUUUGGCUGAGCCCAGCUGUUCUCUAUGGACUCUGAAGUCAGUGUAGGUGCAGUUUGUUAUUUGGCCUUUAAUGAACACUUUACCUCGAAAAAAGCCAUGGAAUAGAUUUUAGGCUAUUUUAGUGAUUUGCCUCAGCAGAUCUGUGCAGCUGUAACAACCUGUCCUACACCUGCAGCCCUGCUCUGAAUCUGCUGUCUGACUGAUGAGUCUCCCACCAAACACUCCUCACCUGAUGGCAUUGUUCUCGUUGAUAUAUAUAGUGACUGUGUAUGUGUGUUCUCUGUGUGUGAGUGAGUUGGGGAGUGUGUUGCCAUGCCUACAUUUUUUUUUUUUUUGCUGUUGGCGUCAGAGCCAAGGCCAAAGAAUGCACAACAAGGAACAGUAACUUCUGCGCACACCAUCAAUCUGUGUGUUAUGACUCUGUGACCUGACUGACACGAUGCCACACAGGCUACAUUUGCACUAAAUCCUUUACAGAUAAGCAACCAAAUAACACGUUCAAUAUGACAGUGUUACUGAUUUAUUUUUUUUUACGUUUUUAACAGCUUUACUGCAAGAAAUGGCCAGAACUUGAACAUUUACCAAAGAAAUGAGCAAGUUUUUUUGUCUGUUAUUUGUCAGCUGAGGCGAUCACAGAGCCGUACAUUCGUGCAUCGCCUUCACCGACAGAUAUGACAGACGUACGUCGCAAUCUGAUGACACUGUGAGGACCGUGACCAGAAAAGAACACCGUUAACAAACUAACUUCAUCACUUGCUUUCAUUUGUUACGCAUGCUACUCUCACACAUGCAGAGUCAAUGAAACUGACACUCUUCCUUGACAUGGAUUUGUUAUGGGAUGCAUUUCAGUCAUAACCACGGCACAGUUAUAGUUAUAGUGUCUAGACUGACCUUGAAAAUAGCAAUGAACAAUUUUGCUUUGAGGUAUGUGAUUGAUUGAUUAUUUACUACGUACCCCAGAUACUGAGUGAUAAAAUGUCAGGUUGUAUAUUUUGGUCACAUACCAAAUAUUUAUGCAGUUCUUUAUUCAUUUCAUUAUUUGUUGUGGGACACGGAGAUAAAUAAAAUAUAGAUACAGAAUGCAGGGCUGCGCUACCAGAAUGUCAAAGACUCUUCCCUUCACCCUCAGAAUACUUCAUACUUGUCCCUCUCCUAAUGUUUUGUAUAUGUGGGGGCCCCCACUUUUUAACCCUUGGAUGCAUGACCUACCAAAAUGACCCCAAUAUAAUCAAUGUGUUUUUGCUUUAAACUUAAGACCUUUCUUUAAUUUUGGUUAAAGAUGAUGCUUUUCAUUAUAUUUUGGUCAACAAAGAGUGAUUUAUACUUAGGGCAACACUUCAUACCGACAGUCAUAAGUUGAUAAGAAUCAAAGGUACCUAUAGGAGAUUCUUUGAUGCAUUGAAAUGCUUUGAAAGUGGGGUAGUGAUACAAAAACUGCAAUUUCUUUGAAUGAAUGAAAAAACUAAAAAUGCAAAUGGCCUCAUGUCACAAACAGGUUUUAAAAGGAAUAUCUGGAAUAUGAAAAUCUAAAAGCUUUUAAUCCCAAAGAUUUUGAAGAAUAACAACCCAUGGGGUUAUUUUUGACCCUACUUAUGCAUCUAAGGGUUUAAAGAUGGCAAACUAUCACUACCCAAACAUUCUGUGACACCAAAUCAUAUAGAUUUUCUGUCAGUCCCAGCUGCAAUCUAAAGUAGUGAUCCUACCUGAAGCUGAGGACAGUUUGUGUAGCGCAUGGACAGCCGUGUUUUUGAUUUAAGUCCGCCCUCCUCCUUCUAAAAUUGUCAUUUACAGACACUUGCAGCUGAGUUGUGGAGGCAACAAGGUUAUAAACUGUACAAACUGUACGUAGCACAGUCGUUGACUAGGAUUGUCCCAUUAGCCCCGACUCCUGCUUUGCUUUUGCUGUAGCUGCCGUGUGUUCCAGUUCACCUUUACUCACCUGGCUUGUAGAUGAACACUUCCUCAGUGUAAUAGCUUCAGUGCAAACAUUGCAGCCAUUUCAGAAACACCAAACUCUUAUUCAUCACAACAUUUCCCACAUGCAGAGAUGUUGAGGCGUAUUCAAUUCCGAAACCUCAGUGCAAAAAUACUAAUUUAACAAUGUGGCCUCUAGGAGUUUUGUUGUUGUUUGACUCGUUGUUACUCACUUGCUUCCUCCUCCUACAAGAGAGCACUGCGGGAUGAAAAUACAGAAUCAGCUCCAGCGGCUGAUCAGUAGUCAGCGCAGGUUUCUCUCCCCUCUGCCUUGGCUGAUUAAGUAUUAAUGCUACCUGCUUAUUAGGUCUUACUUUUUUUUUUUUUUAUCCACCACCAUUUUGUGUCCAUCCCUUAAUCCAUAACCCUCUGUGUAGAUUCACCUCAGCAAAUGUCAUAGUCAAAGUGCCCAUUUUAUGCCUUUCAGGGUUUCCUUUUUUUCUUUUGUGCUGAGCCAAAGUAAAAUGAUCCUUUAUCUCCCUCUGAAAACACAGCUCCCUAAAGUGCCUGAGUUUCUGUUUUUUUUUCCCCCGGAAUGCAUCCACAUCCCUGAGUAAACAUGUAAUAUGACAACAUGAUGCCCUUGCAGUCACUUUGUCUGGAAUUGGAUAUCUUAUCAUUGUUAGCUACAGAGGUGUGCGUGUAUGUGUUCAGUUAAUCUCUGGAUAAGUUUGUAGAAACUGCCGCCCACAAAAUGAACAUUAUGUCUUUGUAAA